UUUACAUUCUCUCCUUGUCUCCAGCCAGACCAGGCAGACUCCUUCACCAUGUCCAUGUACUCCAAUCGAUCUGUCACCUUCUCUGGUGGGAGCCGCCUAUCCUCCAUGAAGUCCCCUAGCGUACACGGCGGCUCCGGGGGUGCCGGGGUCCGGAUCUCCAGCAGCGUGGCUUCCAGAUCCUUUGCCUCUGGUGGUGGUGGAGGUUUCUCCUCUGGUGGUGGUGGAGGUUUCUCCUCUGGUGGUUUUGGUGGAGGCUUUUCCUCCUCUGCAGGGGGAGGCUUCAACCUCUCUGAUGCAGUAGACAUCUCAGACAACAAGAAGGCCGCCAUGCAGAACCUGAAUGACCGACUGGCCUCCUACCUAGAGAAGGUCCGCAAGCUGGAGGCGGCCAAUGCCGAGCUUGAGCUGAAGAUCCGUCAGUUUCUGGAAAACAAGGCCAAGCCAGCAGGUCAAGACUACUCAGCUUACUACAGCGUCAUCAGCGACCUCCAGGACAAGAUAACUGAGGCCACCUGUGCGAAAGGGAACAUUAUCCUGUCCAUCGAUAAUGCCAAGCUGGCAUCUGAUGACUUCAGAGUCAAGUACGAGACUGAGAUGACCAUGCGCCAGGGUGUGGAGGCUGACAUUGCUGGCCUGAAGAGGAUCCUGGAUGAACUGACCCUUGCAAGAUCUGACCUGGAAAUGCAGAUCGAGUCUCUGAGAGAGGAGCUCAUCUAUCUGAAAAAGAACCAUGAAGAGGACAUGUUGGGUCUGAGGUCACAGGUCAGCGGUCAGGUCAAUGUGGAGGUGGAAGCUGCACCCCAGCAGGAUCUGACAGCCAUCAUGAAUGAAAUCAGAGAACACUAUGAGAGCGUUGCAAAUAAGAACCGCAAAGAAUUAGAAAACUGGUUCCAGGCCAAGAGCGAGGAAUUGACCAAAGAAGUCACAGCCAGCACAGAAACCCUGGCAACAUCCAAAACAGAGAUCACAGAACUUAAACGAACACUACAGAGCCUAGAAAUCGAGCUCCAGUCCCAGCUCAGCAUGAAAGCAGGAUUGGAGGGAACGCUAGCCGAAACUCAGAACCGCUAUGCCAUGCGUCUGGCGGGUUACCAGCAACAGGUGGUCUCUCUGGAGGAACAGCUAAUGAUGCUGAAGGCAGACCUGGAGCGGCAGAGCCAGGAAUAUCAGGUGCUGCUGGACAUGAAGACCAGGCUGGAGAUGGAGAUCGCUGAGUACAGACGGCUGCUGGAUGGGGAAGGAGCUAGCAGCAGCAGCUCGUCCUCCUCCACAUCAACCACUACCCGGAAGGUCGUCAUUGUCACCCAAGAGAUCACAGAGAAUGGAGAGACCAAGACCGAAACUCAGACAAUUAAAUGAGAUGUCAAACACAAGCUCUCACAAAUAAAAUGCUGAGAAACUCA
This is a messenger RNA of Nothobranchius furzeri (turquoise killifish), 1403 nucleotides long. RefSeq names its product keratin, type I cytoskeletal 13. Gene Ontology annotation, cellular component: cytoskeleton. The record is from RefSeq and is a predicted model, not a curated record. Gene Ontology annotation, molecular function: structural molecule activity. NCBI's taxonomy places the organism in Eukaryota, Metazoa, Chordata, Actinopteri, Cyprinodontiformes, Nothobranchiidae.